Molecule: messenger RNA, 1566 nt
Organism: Acanthamoeba castellanii str. Neff
Lineage: Eukaryota; Discosea; Longamoebia; Acanthamoebidae
Exons: 2
Coding region: 1-1566 (521 amino acids)
Source: RefSeq, a predicted model, not a curated record
AUGGAUUCCUACGCCCAGCGGUACCAGAUUAGCGGCCCGCCCGCUGCCAUCCAAUACCUCAAGACCUACCACUUCUAUCCCAAGGGUAACACGUGGCGGAGUACGGGCCUCUACGACGACCCUCUAGCCGACCCACUCGCCAACCAGGAUGGAGUGGUGCACAUGAGCGACCCUAACCACAUCGCCUUCUCGGCUUUCGUGCCCGCCGAGAGCGUCGAAGAGGACGCGGCGCAGAUGGCCCGGCACCUGCCGGCCAACACCACGCUUACCGUGCUCGGGUUCGACGCGGACAACUACGACGAUCCGGGCCAGAGUUUGACGCUGGAGGGCUCCACUGGCAUCUUGCUGGCCCGCGACAACCAAUUCCCAGCGCCCAUCAUCGCCAAGACCUACUUCCCCCAACUCUUUGAGGAACUGUCGCUCCAGGUGCGCGAGAGGAACGCUAUCAAGCACGCCAACGAGAUGGCCGGCAACCUGGCCCGCGACGGCCUCAUCCCCCGAAUCGACUCCAUAUCGGACGACGGAUUCGAUUGGUUCGUCGAACCAGCACCCUCCAUCAAGAGCAAGGCGCAGCAGAUCAAGGCCUAUACGCGCAUCGCGCGACUGCGCGAGUAUGAUCCCGACUCGUACCGAGUGCUGGGCGAGAGAGCCAAGUUGGCGCUGGACACCGCUUUAGCCGCUGCUGCUCUUGCGCCGAGGCAACCUCGAUACUAUUCCAACUCCGCCGACAUGUUCAAGUUCGUCGCCGCGCUCGCGCUGAUCCUGGCCUUGGCCGGCACCGCGGCGGCCGCCAUGCCCCCGAGCAACCUGACCUGCCCGCCGCCCACCUCCUACCCCAAGGGCAUGCUCGACAACCUGUGGUCGGCCACGGCGGGCUAUUACGGCUCCACCAACGUGACCGGCUACGUGCUAGUCAACACCGGCCGGUACAACUUUGUCCAGGCCAGCAACUUCACCGGCAUCUUCGUGCAGUAUUACUCGCGAGCCCUCGGCACCUACGUGGCCGAGUAUUACAUCGACCUCGGCGCCGGCACCGCCGUCAUGGUGCUCAACAUCACCUUCACCCUGCUGGCGCACGAGAAGAACGUCAACUACAACGAGUUCUGCCUCAACUACAACCCGGCGUCGGCCGUGACCGAGUACCAGCAGGGCAGCCAGAUGUCCGACCGCUUCUUCUACGGCACCUACUACGAGAAGUAUUCGGCCCGCAACCCCAACAACUACGGCACCAUCACGCGCUCCGAGUUCUUCAACUUUGACGCCACGGAGCGCUUCUCCUCGAACUGCCUCACGACUUUUGCCGGCCACGUCGUCACUGGCAUGAGUUGCUUUGAGUACGUCAAGGUGUCCAACAUCCCCUCGAUCAAGUCGGCGCCGGGUCCCCAUGGCGCCUUUGGCUCGCUCGAGGACAAGCAGGACACGCACGCCUUCCUCAAGAACUACCGCGAGGUGCGCCACAUCAGCGAGUUCAAGGAGACCUUUGAUGCCGGCAAGUUCAGGCUGCCCAUUAGCAUGUUGUAUGACGUGUCGCUCAAGCCCUACGUCAACGUCGCCGUUGUGGCCUAA